Messenger RNA from Neoarius graeffei (lesser salmon catfish), 1859 nucleotides. Its product is annotated as C-C chemokine receptor type 4-like. The transcript is spliced from 4 exons. Lineage: Eukaryota; Metazoa; Chordata; Actinopteri; Siluriformes; Ariidae. Gene Ontology annotation, molecular function: chemokine receptor activity. Gene Ontology annotation, biological process: immune response; chemotaxis; G protein-coupled receptor signaling pathway. The coding region runs from base 406 to 1467 and encodes 353 amino acids. Gene Ontology annotation, cellular component: membrane. The record is from RefSeq and is a predicted model, not a curated record.
UCAGCAUUUCAUUUCAGUUUUGACUUUAAAGCAGAAAGGACAAGUCUAUUACUGAAUUUUGAAACUCAAAGAUUUUAGAUUAGACUGCAGUAUUCUCCAAUUGUUUUAUAAAUCACUUUUACAGAGUAUUUUAUCAUUUGGGCUAAUCUGUGUCUAUGGAAAUAUGCACGUACAGGACCACAAAAAAUUGCAGCGUAUCAUUAAAUUAGCCAGCCGGGUUAUUGGUGUGGACCAGACAUCUGCAGUCAAGCUGUACAAUGAGCUUAUUUUAAGACAGAUGGAUCAAAUUUUAACUGACCCAACACAUCCUCUGUUCCCAAAGUUUUUAAGAAGCACCAGGUCUAAUAACAGAUUUCUGCAGAGGCCAAUCAGGACAGCGAGUACAACUUUAGUUUUUGAUGCUGAAUGGCAACUAUGUUGAACAACAGCAGUGGUUUCAGGGAAGUUAACAUAUCCAGCACAACACCCUUUGAUUACUCAAAUAUUGAGGAACCAUGUGAUUAUGGAACCCAUGCAAGCCAUUUUCUCCCAGUGCUCUACUCCCUGUUCUUCGUGGUGGGCUUCCUGGGAAAUAUGCUGGUGCUGUGGGUGAUCCUGAGAGGUGCUCAGGUGAAAAGCAUGACUGACGUGUCUCUCCUGAACCUGGCCAUUGCUGACCUCCUACUAAUCAUCUCUCUCCCCUUCCUGGCUCACUAUGCCCAAAGUGACUGGGUUUUUGGUGGUGCCAUGUGCACGUUGGUCCUUGGCGUGUAUUGCAUUGGAUUUUACGCUGGCAUUUACUUUAUUGUGCUGAUGAGCAUCGACAGAUACUUGGCUAUUGUCCAUGCUGUGUUUGCCUUGAGAAUCCGAACAAAGGCUUGUGGGAUUUUAGCGAGCAUGGGAAUUUGGAUUACAGCUAUUGCAUCAUCAUUUCCUGAGCUACUGUAUCUUGGAGUCGAUGAGACUAAAAAAUUUUGCAGUGGUUAUCCAAAAGAUGAAAAUCACAAUGAUGUGAGAAGUACAGGUUUCAUAAAAAUGAAUGUUUUGGGCCUGCUAAUUCCGCUGGGUAUCGUCGGAUUUUGCUAUACGAUGGUGCUACAGAAGCUUCAGACCCUUCGUAAUUCCAAGAAACUGGCCAUUCGUCUUGUUGUUGCGGUCAUGGUGGUCUUUUUCUGCUGUUGGGCACCAUACAACAUUGCAGCAUUCCUCAAAGCACUGGAAAUAAAGCGCAUCCUGCCUUCAGGGUGUGAGCUCAGCAAAAGGAUCCAGCUGAUGCUGCAAGUCACUGAAGCUCUGGCAUACUCACACAGCUGCCUCAAUCCAUUUCUCUAUGUGUUUGUGGGUGAAAAGUUCAGGAGGCAGCUCGCCAGGCUCCUUCUCCAGACACCAUGCAUCCAUGUGCAGUGUAUGAAGCGCUAUGCGAUCCGGGCUGCAAACUCUGUGCAUUCAAAGAACGCAAGUGUGGAUGAAUGUUCAGCUGGUGUCUGAUUGGCGGAACAUUAAAAAAAAAAAUUAACAACCCAGAAUAUGCAUAAAUGCAGAAACUUUCAUUUUGUAUUUGCAUGUGUUACACUUCCCUGCUUUUAGGUAAAGAUUAUCAUAACAUGCUUUUUUAAAUACAUUGUACACUCUCAAAGUAUUACCUUUUUCACUUUUAAUCUUUCAGCUGAAAAUGUAUAUAUAGUGUACCUUUUAAAAAAGAUGUAUAAUACACAAGACAUACUGGUGCAUACACACAUGCAAGAUUGUGGUCACGUGGUCGUUUGAUGUGUUGUUCGUCCACGUCCUUAGAAUUCUGCUAGGUGUCAGUUGGUGCAAAACCAGAGUAAAUAGUGGGGCAGUGUAGCACCAUGUAGCUGAUUAAACAAAUUAUAAUUGUG